AUGGCUGCAACACUAUCAGCUGCGCAAGCACUGGACUGCUUCGUCAAUGGAUGCGACGGGUCAGUUCUUCUGGACGACACGACGACGUUCACCGGGGAGAAAACGGCGGUUCCCAACUUGAACUCGUUGAGAGGGUUUGAUGUCGUCGAUAAGAUCAAGUCGGAAGUCGAUAGAGUGUGCAAGAGGAGCGUGGUCUCGUGCGCUGACGUCUUGGCAGUUGCUGCUCGAGAUUCCGUCUCCAUUCUCGGAGGCUCAGGCUUCACGUACCAAGUUCUAGUCGGCAGAAGAGACGCGAGAACCGGCAGCAAAAACGCCGCAACCAACAGCCUCCCGCCGCCGUUCUUCAGCUUCAACCAGCUCCUCGCCAACUUCCGCUCCCACGGCCUCGGCCUCACCGACCUCGUGGCGCUCUCCGGGGCCCACACCAUCGGGCUCGCCCGCUGCACCACAUUCCGCAGCCGCAUCUACAACGACACCAACAUCCAGACCGACCUCGCCUCCUCUUUACAGCGGAGCUGCCCGCAGAGCGGCGGCGACAACAACCUGCAGCCGCUGGACGGAACUCCGGCGGGAUUCGACACGCAGUACUUUGGGUCGCUGGUCAGGAACAAGGGGCUGCUGCACUCCGAUCAGGAGCUGUUCGGCAGAGGCAAUAGUGCUAGUGACGGGCUUGUGAGGUUGUAUGGAGGGAAUCCGGCGAGGUUCGCGGCGGAUUUCGCGGCGUCGAUGGUGAGGAUGGGGAAUAUGAAGCCGCUUACGGGGAGUAAUGGCGAGAUCAGAAGCAACAGCCGCAAGAUUAAUUAA
Linum trigynum is the source of this 804-nucleotide messenger RNA. NCBI's taxonomy places the organism in Eukaryota, Viridiplantae, Streptophyta, Magnoliopsida, Malpighiales, Linaceae. The record is from the annotation of a GenBank genome assembly.